Molecule: messenger RNA, 1100 nt
Organism: Cuscuta epithymum
Lineage: Eukaryota; Viridiplantae; Streptophyta; Magnoliopsida; Solanales; Convolvulaceae
Source: the annotation of a GenBank genome assembly
GUCGGAGUAUUUUUUUUAGGACGGAAGGUGCAUAAUUCUAUACGAAGUAUAUUAUACGAAAUUGUGCCAUUAGCUCCAUCACCUCCAUGUAAGUACGAUGAUAGAGCAGAUUAUUUAAGAUUAGUUAGCUUGCUUAAUUAGGCAGGACGAUCGAUCAGAUCACAUCCGGUCAUAAAUAAGAAUGGCUUCUCCACCUGCAGCAGAUGUAUCAAUAAGUAGGCUUGAAAUAAAGGGCAGUGACAAAUACAGAUCCAUCCUUGCAGAAGAAGCCGAAAACAUCCAUUGGAGGCAUGGCGGCCCUCCCAUCUAUGACGACGUUAACAAGCUCUUUGAAGAUGGCAGAACCCAAGUAUGGGCAAAGGGAUCAUUAGAAGAGACGGUUCAAAAUGCAGUGAAGUCGUGGGAAAUGGAGCUUUCUCACAAGACUCGAAUUCAAGAUUUCAAAACUAUUAAUCCAGACAAAUUCAAGCUCUUCGUUAAUGGGAGAGAUGGACUGUCAGGUGAAGAAACCUUAAAGCUGGGGAGUUACAACGCAUUGUUGAAGAGUUCGCUGCCGGAAGAGCUGAAGUUUUACAAGGCUGAUGAGGAGAGCUUUGAGUCGUCUCACGAUGCCUUCCGGUCGGCUUUUCCCCGUGGAUUUGCGUGGGAGGUCAUCAAAGUAUAUUCAGGUCCACCUGUGAUUGCUUUCAAGUUUAGGCAUUGGGGUUAUUUUGAAGGACCCUUCAAAGGCCAUUCUCCUACAGGAGAGUUAGUUGAGUUUUAUGGGAUGGGAAUCAUGAAGGUGGAUGACUCUUUGAGGGCUGAGGAAGUGGAGAUAUACUAUGACCCAGCAGAGCUUUUUGGUGGGCUUCUCAAAGGCACAAAGAUCUCUGAUUCCAGCGUUAAGCAAUGCCCAUUUCACAAAUAAUUAAUUAAAGGGCUCUCAUAGUGCAUGUUUUCAAUUAGCAUUAUCUUUGAAUUAAUUGUGUCACAUUAAAUAAGAAACUAUAUACAGACAUAAUCGAGAUAUACUGUGUACAUGAAAGUUCGACAUUUACAAAUAAUAUUAUUGCGUGUCACAUUUCAUUGCGUGAUUAAAAAGAUACUCCCUAGGAUAAUGC